Agrilus planipennis (emerald ash borer) is the source of this 2140-nucleotide messenger RNA. RefSeq names its product vacuolar fusion protein MON1 homolog A (gene Mon1). The transcript has 4 exons. Gene Ontology annotation, biological process: endosome to lysosome transport via multivesicular body sorting pathway; protein targeting to vacuole. The record is from RefSeq and is a predicted model, not a curated record. Bases 581 to 2032 code for a protein of 483 amino acids. Lineage: Eukaryota; Metazoa; Arthropoda; Insecta; Coleoptera; Buprestidae.
AUAUUAUGACAUGAAUUCUCAACAUUUUGUGAUAAGGUUUCGACAAUUGUAUGAUUUCCAGCAAAAAUUUUUACUCAAACGUUUCUUACGUCUUACACAGAAAAGACUAGGAAAGACUUCUUGUGUUCUUAAUCUGCCAUUUUUGCUGUAACUCAUAGAUAUACACAGGGAACCAGCUAAUAUUUUAAUGGCACUAGUGCGCUCUACUGGCCGGCAAUAGAACGUGUGAGAAUCAGACACGUUUGACACUUAUUCUUAGGCGUACCUUAGACACAAUAUACUAAUAACUUAAAAUGUCAUUUACAAAGUGAGGUUUGAAGUAAUACAAAAACAAAGUGAGAAGUUAAAUGAAGUUAUAAAGGGUUAAAUCAUUAAAAUGUAGUAGUAAUGUUUUGUGAUUAUGCAGCUGAUUUGUUAUUAUUCUUAAUAGGUACGACAUUAUUAGGGUCAAAGUAAGAAAUUAGUGUGUUGAGGAUGUUUGUGAUUCAAUAAUAGCAACCGAAUAACCAACUUAACACAGCUUGGAAAAGACAUCACUUUAAAAUACCUUUUCGGAUUAAAAAACAUAAAACAUAGAAGCAUGUCAGCAGAAGCAGAGACAAAUGAUGUAGAACCUGGGGCAGCCCCUGAAAGCAUGCUUAUCAUUUCAGAAUCUUCUGAAAAUUUACAGAAUAUGAGUUCCAGUUUAGAUGAAAUUAAAAAAAUGCAGCCAGAUAAUCAAGACGAAAACAUAAAUAACGUAGACCCAGACGACUAUGAUGAUAUCAGCUGCAACACUAUUGCAACUGGAGAUGAUUAUAUAAAAGAUAAUGACUGGUUGGGAAAAAGUAAACACAUUUUUGUUUUAAGUUCAGCUGGAAAACCUAUAUAUUCGCGAUAUGGCAAUGAAGAUAAAUUUGCAAGCUAUUUUGGAGUUAUGCAAGCAUUAGUCAGUUUUGUUCAAGCUGAUAAUGAUUCUCUAAAAAGCAUACAUGUUGGAAACACUAAGUUUGUUUUUCUUUUCAAGGAACCUCUCAUUCUGGUUUCUAUUUCAAAGACUGGUGAGAGUGUCAGUCAGCUAACUGCACAAUUAAAUUAUGUAUUUAAUGAGAUAGUGAGCAUGUUGACACUAAGCAGAUUGUCCCAAAUAUAUCAACAAAGAAGAAAUUAUGAUUUAAGGAGGCUUCUUGCUGGUGUAGAGCGACUUAUUGAUUCUCUUUUAGACUUUUCUGAUUCAGAACCUUCAUUUACUUUAGGAGCAGUUAAAUGUCUACCUUUGGCAGCGUCAAUAAGAGAUACAAUUAGUUCUGCAAUUGUGCAGUCAUGCAGUAAAAUAAAAGACUUGGUCUUUGCCAUUUUAUUAGCCAACAAUAAUUUGAUUACUUUAGUACGAAUGAAAAAGUACUACAUUCAUCCAGCUGACUUGCAUUUAAUUUUUAAUUUAGUUCGAGCCUCAGAAAGUUUAAAAUCGGCCGAGAGUUGGACACCGCUGUGUUUACCCCGGUUCGAUUCUGGUGGUUUCCUUUAUGGUCACGUGUCAUAUCUUUCUGAAGAUUGUCAGGCGUGCCUAUUAUUAUUGACUGUUGACCGUGAAGCAUUUUUCACAUUAAGUGAAGCCAAACAAAAAAUCGUUGAGAAAUUACGUCGCGCUAACUGCCUCGAAGGGAUUAACGAGUCCCUGAAUGUUCGCGAAGAAACUUGUGCUGAAACGGGAUUCCCCGAGUUACGACAUUACUUAUACAAAUGCAAAUCUACCGCGCAGUUCUAUCAGCCGGGUGUGGGGGCUCCAUACAUGUCUGAUUACGGACGACUACUGACUUUAUACAGACGAGCACAUCAAAGAUUACAUUCGACUUCGAGACCGUUGAAAUUGCUCUACGAGAAGAGCUCCGACGAAGUGCUGCUUGCGUGGGAUACAAAGGGUUUUGAACUGUACGUGGUACUCGAACCAUCAACUGAUAAGAGUGCAACUAUUGCGUUAAUUGGAAAACUGUUAACAUGGAUCAAGAAACAGGAAGAUCGACUGUUUCAUUUGAAUGCUCCAACGUUUUAAGGCAGACUGUUGAGUAUAAUUCGAAAUAAUGUAAAUAUGUAAAAAAAAAACGAACGAUAUUAGUGACUGAUUAUCAAAUAAAGCUGUUCACAUUCUGUUUAUAGGAAA